UUCAGUGUUUUCUUCAGUGGACUUACUAUUUUUUUUAAUUAUCAUAUUUGAUUUUUCCUGAAAAAAGUGAAAAUAAGGUGAAGAAAAUAAAGUUUAAAAGUAACAUUGAAGGUUUAUGAAGUCUUUUUUUGAUAAAGUAUGUAAGGAACAGGUGUAACUAAGAUUAUCUAACAUAUUAUUAAUAGCUUACGUUGAUUUCGACAACAUACUCCAUUACUCCAAGAUAUACCUCCAUUUUGGUUAAAGGACAAGGGGAGGGUGAAAGGGCUAGAUGCAUACUACCUAUAUGAUAGCAAGUAGAUUUUUAUGUAUGGACUAUUGCCCCAAUACUCAAUGACUCUUUGUUAUCCUUUAAUGAUCCAUUCCUAUUUACCCUAUUACUUCUUUGGCUCCAAAAAUAUUGCAGUAUGGGGUAGGGCAAAAGCCUUAAGAAAUUGGGUAAAUUGUGAGAAAGGACUACAAAACCCUUGUGAAUUACCUACAAAACCCAAGUGGGUAAGGAAGAGUUAACUUUUUCUUUUUUUCUUUUUGACAGAAGAAUCUAGAAGUUAAUUGACAUAAGGUUAUAUUGUAUAUUUGAUUGUGAAAGGAAAUAAUAUUUUUUUUUUGAAUGUUUUUUUUUAAAUAAAAGACGAACGAUGCUAUAUUUGCAAAACUUCUGUAAAUAGUAAACGUUGUAAAUAUUCAUGGAACAACUAUAAACCAAAAGUCAAAUAAUAGUGAAUCUUUAAUUCACUUGCGAACUAGGUUAACAAAGGGAGGUACAACAAUGUGAAUGAGGAAGGAAACUAGAAAUGGGAAUUUCUAAUUGUUGAAAGCCUAGGGUAACACAGACUAUAUCCUAAGAUUCCUAACCCAAUAUGAUCUUGAAAGUUGACUUACAACUCAUCAAAAAUGAACAUUUUCUCUUCUUUAUAAAGAACAUAUAUUUUCAUAAAAGAUUGUACCAUGGAACUAAAAUAAGAUAGUCCUACAGAUAAUGUAAAAAACAUUAAGUAAGAGCUUAAUGUAUUCAUCAUACUCUUGAUUUUAUAAUCUAAAAAUUGGAUUUAACUAAGGAAGUAGAAACAAUUAGACAGUUUUAUUUUUAAUGAACUUGCAGAUUUAUCGACCUAUAUUCUUGUUUCUAUUAUGUUAGAUUUGGAAAAAUGGUUCUGCAUAUUUAAUAGAAUGUCAGACCUAUAACAUUACUCUAUUGUUUUAAUGCUUAUCAUUCCCUGAUAUUUGUGUGUACCUUGUAAAAAUUCUUAGUCUUGUUACCCCCUUGAAGACUAAAUUUUGGAAUAUUUUUCUAUUUUAUACCUGUUAUUGUGAUGUACUGCUAGCUGUUCUGUUACUUGUUUCGUCAGCGUUCAGACAGAUUAAGGUUUCUGAAAGUAUUUGCAGAAAAAGAGUUCCAAGUAAUUCUCCUGACUAUGGGGCUAUCUUCAUGGCAAGCAAUUCCACCAGGAAAGAAUGCUUUGAAAGAGAAAUCUUUGGUCUUCCAUCUGAAUAUGCUGAUUUUGUGAUGAAAGUUAAGAAUGGGAUGCUUUUGUUUCUCUUUGAUUUUCAAGACAGAUUGCUUUAUGGGGUUUUCGAGGCAACCUCUGAUGGUGCGAUGAAUAUAGUCCCUGAUGCAUACAAGUCAACAUCAAACAGGAAGUUUCCAGCACAGGUCCGCUUCAGUACAUUUUGGCACUGUGAUCCUCUUCCAGAGAACAUUUUUGGUGAUGCAAUAAAGGAAAACUACUUCAAACAAUUCAAAUUCAAUCUUGGUUUAUCUAGAGAUCAAGUAGGAAGGCUCCUAUUUCUGUUUGAGAAAAGAAUGCUCAGGAUCCCUAAUUCUCCUGUGAGGGAAAGAAAAAAUCAGAGUAGCAGACAAAUAGAAAAAUCUAUGGUGCUACAUCCUAAAUCUGUAGUAAAUCUAGAACUAUUAACGGAGACAUCACAAGAAUCAAUUCCUAAGGAAACAGGCAACAUGGAUGCUCCUGAUCAUGGAAAUGCAACUCACCUUGACGACUAUAUACCAUUGCCUUCAAUAGAACCUGAAGAAAUUGAAGAUCCUUCUGAAGGAUUCCUUUGUGGUGCUGAUUUAUCUUCCUUGUGGCCAUUUACAAAGGUUGGUGGUACAGAUGGUGACAAGCAGGUUGAUGAUGAUACUAGGUGUCAUGUUCAGGGUGGGUGGGAUUUAGAUUAUUCAAAGCCAGCCAGCUGCUCUUCAGGACCUAAAAUAAGUAUACCACAAGUAGAACACAAGAAAAUUGAUGAUUCCAGUGGCUUCCAGGUUCAGGGGCUGUACUCAGACAAGAUGAGAACAAGUGCAUUUCUACGAUUGUCGGGGCUAGGGAAAGUGUUGGGAAAGGAACGUCAUCGUCGUAGUGAGGUGGACAAUCUGGGGGAUGUACUGAAAGGACUGGAUGAGAGGCUUAAAAUGUGGAAGUGCAAAAGCAGCAUUGAGAAUGCUUCCAGGAUUAGUGUGUUUUCUCGGUUGAGAAGAGAUGUUGGAAAGGCAAUGGAAGGUGAGACGAAAUCCAUGUAUGUUGCAAAAGAAUUUAAUUCUCAGAAUUUGAAGCACAAGAGUAGUUGCAGUGUCAAGAUCAGUGAAUUGGAUUACGAUAACUUACCAGGAAAUCAGCCGGGAAAGGCAUUGGAAAGCCAUAGUAAAGUAGUAUUAUCCGGUGAGAUGAAGUCUGUAGACAUUGUGAAAGAAUUCAUUAGUCAGACUUUGAAACGCAAGAUUAGUUCAAAUGUCGAGACUAAUGAAAAGGGCUGCGACAACUUACUAGGAAAACAGCCUGGGAGAAGAUUGAGGAUUAAUUGUUCCAGAAAAAGAUCAAGAACUAGGACUUACAAGUUCCAACAGUAACUCUAGUGGGCAGAUCAUUCUGAGGGAAGUUCUGUCUGCACAAUUAACAGUACAUGCCAUGAAGAUAUGACUACUGAAUGCUGAAUAUGAGUUGAACUUCUGAUCUAGUGUGUAAUAUAAAGGCUAAGUUUUUUGUUUUAUCUUUAACAUGAGUUGUGAAGCUGGGUGCUAAGUUUAGUCACCGUAAACUAAUGCACAAAACUCUCCGUUGAUCAAA
This is a messenger RNA of Chenopodium quinoa (quinoa), 3062 nucleotides long. RefSeq lists its product as uncharacterized. NCBI's taxonomy places the organism in Eukaryota, Viridiplantae, Streptophyta, Magnoliopsida, Caryophyllales, Amaranthaceae. The coding region runs from base 1430 to 2845 and encodes 471 amino acids. The transcript is spliced from 3 exons. The record is from RefSeq and is a predicted model, not a curated record.